AAAACUCAUUCUUCUGUUUUUAUUUGCGAAGCUUGUAGUGAAUUAUCUGGACUGAAAAUGAGUGGAAGAGGUAAAACCGGUGGCAAAGCUAGAGCCAAGGCUAAGACUCGCUCAUCCAGGGCAGGACUGCAGUUCCCUGUCGGCCGUGUUCACAGGCUUCUCCGCAAAGGCAACUACGCCGAGCGCGUCGGUGCUGGUGCUCCUGUUUAUCUGGCGGCUGUGCUCGAGUAUCUUACCGCUGAGAUCCUGGAGUUGGCUGGAAAUGCCGCUCGGGACAACAAGAAGACCCGCAUCAUUCCCCGUCAUCUGCAGCUGGCGGUGCGCAACGACGAAGAGUUGAACAAACUUCUGGGCGGAGUGACCAUCGCUCAGGGCGGUGUGCUGCCCAACAUCCAGGCUGUACUGCUGCCCAAGAAGACCGAGAAACCCGCCAAAUCCAAAUAAGGGGAUUCAGUCUGUUUUAUUGAUACCCAAAGGCUCUUUUAAGAGCCACC
Molecule: messenger RNA, 494 nt
Organism: Ctenopharyngodon idella (grass carp)
Lineage: Eukaryota; Metazoa; Chordata; Actinopteri; Cypriniformes; Xenocyprididae
Product: histone H2A
Exons: 1
Coding region: 58-444 (128 amino acids)
Cellular component (GO): nucleosome
Molecular function (GO): structural constituent of chromatin; DNA binding; protein heterodimerization activity
Source: RefSeq, a predicted model, not a curated record